UACCUAUAACUGCUGGACUCUGGCCCAAUUUGAGGGCAUAGAGAAGAUCUCACAGUGUGGAACGCACUGCCCUCAGGGACUCCACUGCAAAAGCCAGCCCUACUUUUCCUUUCACCCCUGUGAAAAUGCGCCAGAGCUUCUCCGGAGUCCUCUUUUCCACAAUGUCAGCAUCUCCACAGUGAUGAAAUGUAAAAAGAAGCAACAGUGUUCAUUAUAUCUGAACGUCGUCAUGGCAAUGCAAAGCAUUGAGAGCGUGCAGGGUGUGGCCGUGUGCAUGGGCCCUGCGGGGAUGCUGGAACAGUGCACAGCCAUCUACUUCCGAGGGCCGGGGAGAAAGCGCCUCCAGGGACAGCAGGUGAAAGUUCGCAACGACUGCUUUGAGGUGAGAGCAAGCCAAGAAGUCCGGGUGACGCUGAGAACAGUCCCCGAAUACUGUGAUCUGACCUGGUCCCAAGUGUACAGCGUUCAAGGUUGUAAUAAUGAAGACCUGAGGAACAAUGUUCCAGAAUGCAUCACUGGCAAAAUAGAGUACACUGUGGACAUGGAAAGGAGGGAGCUGUCUGUGACUGUGCAGGAUAUGCUGGAGGACAAAGACUAUCACCUGCGCCUGUGCCAUCGUUCGUACACCUGCAGCGGCACGGGGGCGCACGUGUUGAUUAAAAAAGAGAACCCGUUCAAGAAUGUAACAUUUCGGUAUUCCAGACUUCUGCCCUGUUUGUGCAUCGAGGGAUGGUCACACAUGACUGAUGCCCCAAGAGUUCAAGUCUGCCCUUUCAAAAACUGUACGGAGGAACUGUGGUCCGAGAUGUCCUUUGACAUCCGAGGGGAAGUCUUGUCAUGGGAGCCAUCGUGUCCCACUGAUGCGGUCGUCACGCUGUGCCAAGCAGUGCAAGAGAGCGACUGUGUGGACCUGCUCAACUCCAGCCAGGUCAUCCGCAGAGGAAAGGUCACAUACUCCAAGGUAGACCCGCACCCACAGCUUUGCAUGAAGUUUACAAUGAGAGAUGGAGUUUGGGUUCGAUGUCCCUUUGCCAGUGGGAAAUUUCCAGUGUGGGAUCUGAUGGUGACAACUAGAGCCCGUCGACAUGAAGCCGUGCUGACGUCUCAGAUGAAGAACCAGUUCUCUCUGAGCGUGUGCAGAAAAGGCGAGGCCUUUACAUGCACUGAGAUCACUACGGUCACUGUGGAUAAGGAGAAUGACACAGCUGUAAGCCUCCCUGCAGAUGUGUGUGACCCUGAUGUGUGUGUACAGGUGAAGAGGGCCGACAUCCAGUUCUCAGCUGCUGUCCUCCGGUGCCAUCUCCCGUGCAUAAACAGAGACCCAGUUAUCUGGGAUUUGGAGCAGAUGCUGUUUUUGGGUCUCGCGUGCCUGACAGCAGUUGUCAUCGCAGCCCUUGCAGCAAAUAUCGUGCUAACAGUUUACCAGAGAAGGAGCUUAAAAGAUGGACAUGCUGGUGGGUGGCUGUGUGCACCACGUGGAGCAGCUCAUUGCCAAACAGCCAUGGUCAUCCUCCUCUACACCCCAGAAGAUGAAGCCCAUGCCCACCUGGUCAAGGAUCUAGAGAAGUUCCUCACCAGCUUGAACCUGUCUGUAAAGCUCACUGAUUUGGACAAGGGGCAGGUGGAGCAGACCCUCUUUGCAGGGUUACUGGGCACCAUCACGAUGCUGCUUUGGUCCAAAGGGUGCAGCCGGCAUAUUGGAAGGCUCAGCAGAAGCAAGGCCUGGGAUCCCUCGCCAAAGGUGGCCUGCCCCCCCUCUCUGGUAAUACGGUGUGACAUGGUGACAUAUGACACAUGCACCAUGGCCUCUGGGGAGGUGCCGUCCUGGCUCAGCGCCAUCCCACUGGAACAGGUGAAAUAUUUACUUACCCAGGGUUACAGCCCUGAGAAGUUCUCCACCCAGCAGCAGCUCCUCACCUUUGGGAACUAUAACACACACAUCCAGAGUUCCAAUCCAAAUACUGUGCACUCAGAACACUGUGAAAAAGCCAAUUUACUGGGAUUUUCCACUUGAGGAAAAAAAAAUAUAUAUGUACACACACACACCCUACUCAGAACAAGCAGUUACUGAAACUAGAAUAUUGGAAAUUUUAAUAACCGUUUAUUCUGAGCAGGGUCGCGAUGAACUGGAGCACAAGAUGGGUCCACUCUGGAUGGGACGUGUGUGUGUCUAUACAUAUUACACACACUCUAUUUAAGUUCUUUUAAAAGCUGUUGCUCAGAAAAAAAGAAUUACAUAAUGUAGAUCUGUGAUACUACAAAGCAGCCAGUGUCAUUUUUAAGCCAAUAUGUUUCUACUUUAUUCUUCUGUUGCUGUCAAUAUUAUUGUUGCUUUAUAUAAAUGUAAUGCUUUCAAUGCUUCUGUUUAGAUCCAUAAAGUUCUCAAUAAAGUUAAGAAGGU
Scleropages formosus (Asian bonytongue) is the source of this 2401-nucleotide messenger RNA. Its product is annotated as interleukin-17 receptor E-like. Gene Ontology annotation, molecular function: interleukin-17 receptor activity. Lineage: Eukaryota; Metazoa; Chordata; Actinopteri; Osteoglossiformes; Osteoglossidae. The coding region runs from base 182 to 2014 and encodes 610 amino acids. The record is from RefSeq and is a predicted model, not a curated record. The transcript is spliced from 19 exons.